CUAGUAUAUUAUCUUUGCUAGCGGUUGUGAUAAUUGCAUUAAAACCCACGAAUAGCUAGCCGGGUGAAAACACUACAAUGGUAGUACGGGUGGGGUUUGUGUAAUUGUGUUUUAACGGUUAGGCUAGUUCUAUAUAUAACUUUGUUGCAAAUAAAUCGGCAUCGUGAAAUUUAGUUUGGACCGUCGCAUCAAACUUAAUUUAAAGUUCUGUGUUCGUUUUAAAACGUUAUUUCUAUAAUUUAACAGUUGCACGCAUUUUUCGUCUAUUUUUAGUCGUGUGUAAAAACAGACGGCAUCAUAGUUUUUUUCAUUGUUCACAUUCGCCGGCCGUGUUAUCAGUUGGCGAAAUAUUUGUUAAAAAACGUGAUUGUCCAAUGCUGUUUGUAACAGGUUCAUUGCUUGUGUAAUCAACGGACGGCCACGUGUUUUUUAUUUGGCAAUUUCCCGUGAUUAGUUGGCGCGAAUUCUGUGCGCAACAGUUCAUAAUAAACGUGUUCGGUUGACUGCUUUGUAUCAGUAAAGUCCGAGGAAAUAGAAGUUUACGGGCACGAGUUUUGUCUAUAUAUAAUUCUUUUUAGAGCAGUGUUAUUGCGAAUGUAAACUGGGUCCCGGGAAAUUGGUGCUUAACGUAAAGUUAAAGCGACGUGUUUUUUAUUUGCAGUUUUCGAUUAAUUAUGUAAAGGAACAACAGCGGUAGCGAUUUUAUUUAUCGUUUCUUAGUGAGCAAUUUUAUGUUAAUUGUCGUCCAGUUCUACGCUGAUUGGAAUUUUAUUUUUCCGAAGUAUUUUUUAAUUUUAAAUAAAUAAAUUGGCAAUGAUGAGUUGCGUGGGCAGCAAGAGUCGCUCACCGGGGCCACAAUUAAUACGAGUAAAUUUUGACCCUCCCAAUGUAUUGACAUCUAUUCCGGGGGUGGGGCCAAAAUUGGCUAAGGUCAUUGUGCAGUUUAGGGAGAUUACGGGGAACCUGUCCCCAGACUCGUUGGGAGUGAUUAUUCGGCGACCUCUGGAUCGAGAGGAUAUGCGGUUGUUGGACUUCCGUCCUAACCCAAUGUUGUUGGCUGAGGCCUUUGGGGAAGGGGAUGAAAUCCAUGAUGAAGGGAUGGGGCGGUUGUUAUUAGGUGGAUCAGUUGACUCGCACGAAAGGUGGGGGGUAGGUAUGCCUGUCCGAAAGGAGGGGCCCUAUGCUCAGGAUCUGGUAAAGGCCGAGCUUGCUUCCCAGAUAUCCGACCUGGAGGCGGAUAUCACGGCUUGCUGGGAAGAGCUUCAGGUUAGAAUGAGGGAACCAUUGCCCCUUUUUACAAAACCCCAGGUACCGAUAAACCAGCCUAUCAUAUACAAUCAGCCUGCUACGUUGGCGUCUAUUAACCAACAUAGCAUGUACAAUCAGCCUGCUAACCUGGCGCCCGUUAACCAACUUAGCAUACCAAAUCAGUCUGCUACGUUGGUACCCAUCAACCAACCGGUACAAAAUCAGCCCGCUAACCAGGUACCCAUUAACCAACCGGUACAAAAUCAGCCUGCUAACCUGGUACCUAUCUACCAACCUAGCAUGUACAAUCAGCCUGCUACAUUGGUACCCAUUAAUCAGCCGGUACAAAAUCAGCCUGCUAAUCCAGUGCCCAUAAACCCACCUAGCCUACCCAAUCAGCAGGCUACUCUGGCGCUCAUCAACCCGCCGGUAAUACCGAGCCUUCCUAUUGCACUCCUGCCUGCAACUACACCAAACCCUGCUACUCGGGAUGUGAUUACCCGAAUACCUAAAACCUUACAGUUUGAUGGUCGAAGCAAUUGGCCAGUUUUCCGGGGCAAGUUUGAGCGCUAUGCCAAUUUGCACCAAUGGUCAGAUGAUGAGUGCGCUGAUGGGUUGGUUUGGUGUUUGGUGGGAAAAGCUGCGGACUUCUAUGCUGUAUUAACUGACGGCAGGAAAACUGUCCCUUAUAAGGAGUUACUGCAUCGUCUGGAAGAGCGUUUCGACGCCAAAGAGCUCCCUGCUACUGCGCAAGGGCGUUUCCAGGCGAUUUCUCAGGCGGUAGGAGAAUCAUUGGAUGAGUGGUCAGAUCGCGUACUCACGCUAGCCACUAAGGCAUUCCGAGAUCUGCCCCAAACAUACGCCACCGAGCAGGCAGUGGCAAAGUUUUGCUAUGGGCUACAUGACAAAGAAGCACGCCUGCAGGUGAGCAUGCAGCAACCAAAGUCGAUAGGAGAGGCAAUUGAAAAAAUUAGAAUGUUCCAUCACAUUCAAUUUGCAUGUGCCCCUACCCAGGAGACUGAGCAAGAAGAGUCAAGGUGGGUUCACGAGGUGAAGAAAGCACCCACUGCGGAUGAGGUCAGUGUGUCGGCGGUCGAUAAAUUGACCCAGGUGGUCGAGAAGUUGCUGGAUGCUGUGGAGAGAUUGUCAAACUCUUUUGGAAGUUCGGCCGUUGAUCCCGUUGUCCGACAACCGGGUAAGCCGUUUCGAAAUAAAAAAGGCUAUGCCGAAUACCCUGUGGAGUGCUCCUACCCAGGGAAGGUCCGGAACCGGUGGUACGACGACCAACGCCAGGUUAUGUAUCCUGCGGGUGCGGGUGGCGGAGGUUUACGUGGGCAUCGGAACCAAAAUUCAAAAGUCCGCCCUGAGGGAUCGUAUCGCGGCAGAUAUGGUUCCAACUGGGGACAUUUCCAUGCCAUGUCCUUGCCCAACCAUAAGGAGAAGGAGCCCGUUGUGGUAGCUGCGACGACUAAGCAGUUGGGCCAACCGGAAGUGGAUCAUGUAAACCAGCUAGGUCCGGUUUCCCAGUUCUGCAUGAAGGUGCAGCAUGCCAAGGACGUGCACGAUGCAGUUCCCUUGGUGCUGCCAACAGUGCCAGAUGUCGUCAGUGAUCCAGGGAUGGUCAUUGGCAAUAUCACUGAAGGAGACCAUGGGGAUCCUGUGUGCGUGGAUGCAUUUCGCGUACAACGGGUGUACGGGGAGUCUGCGGAAGCAGCCAGCCGAGAGGCGGCAGAAGUUGCCCAGGGAGGGGAAAUUGGCCAGGCAGCGCGAGAGAUGGCCAGGUCGGCCACUGGAGAUGGGGCCAAACCGACCGUCGGACAUGUGGAUCCGGCUGAUGUCGCUGCGGCGUACCGCCGGAAGUGUGCGACCGGAUACGGAAUCGCCGCGGGUGACAACCGAGGGGUCGGCGCAUCCGGAUACCGAGUUGCCCCGGACAAAAGAAGGGAGGAUGAAUUUCGAAGGCCUGUUAGGCGUGGCUUAAGAGGGUGGCGACCCUCUAGUUCUCGCCGCUGGGAGCGGUCCCAGCGUUGGAAAUUAGGUUGGCGACCACCAGAGUGUCUAACUUCCAAAAUCUGUUCCGCCUAACAUUGUAAAUGGCGAGGUUAAUUGUUAGUAAAACUAGGAAAACAAUUAAAAAUACAAUAUUCCCCCAAUUUAAACAAUUACAGUAACGUUGCAGUCACAUAAUACUAAACAGCGGUAUGGUCACCUAUUUUUGUGAUCCUCUUUACUACUCUGAUGUUUAAUUACUGGAAACUCUAUCCUAUUCGCGGUGUUGUUAAUGUAUUACGUUGUACGCAGAAUAACAAAAGUAUAGUUCUCUUAAACAUUUUGAUUAUAAUAAAUUUGCUUGUGUUAAGACAUAUUCAAUGUUUUUUGGAAAUAUUGCAUUUUUACAAUUUAAAGCCAACACUAUGAUUGGUGGUAGUAGUAUUUGUUAUAAAAGUAGAUUUGAAAUAGGAUUGUUGGAUCAAAAUGUUUUUUAUAGUAAGGGUAUACUCUAGUAGUAACACUAAAAGCAGCAGCAGCAGAAGUAGCAGUAGCAGUAGUAGUAGUAGUAGUAGUAGUAAUAGUAGUAGUAGUAGUAGUAGUAGUAUUAGCAGUAGCAGUAGCAGUAGUAGUAGUAGUAGUAUUAGCAGUAGCAGUAGUAGUAGUAGUAGUAUUAGCAGUAGCAGUAGCAGUAGUAGUAGUAGUAGUAGUAGUAGUAGUAGUUGUAAUAGAAGUAGUAAGUAGUAGUAAAAGUUGUUGCUGUAGUAGUAGUUACUUUAGUUGUAGUUAUAGUAAAAGCAUAGUUCAUAUGAAACUAAGUUCUAGAGUAAUGUUGAAAAUUUUAAUGGAUGAAUGAAGACAAAGUUCAUUAAAUAAAUUCAUUUAUAAAUGAUUGAUGAUUGUUUCCUGGGAGAUAUAUUUUAUAUCAUAAUAGUAUGCCCAAAUACUUAAUAAGAACUCCACAUGUACUACCUCCAUACAAUAAAUGAAUAUUACCUAAGUAUAAAAGUAAUAGUUCUCUUAAACAUUUUGAUUAAUUUGAUUAGAUUGUUUUGAAUAUAUAUAUAUGUCCUAUUGUCUCAGUUUAAGCCCAGUCUUUUAUUGCAAUAUUGUUGGAACUAUAAACUUGAAAUAAAUCUGAGCAGUGCUCUGCGAAAUGAGGGUUUAAUGAAUAGGCAUAAAGUGUCGUCCCAAAUUAUCUUGUGCCGUCCGCGCUUUACUUCCUGUAAUGUUUGUAUUACCGCGCUAAGUAGUGCUUUGCACAAUCACGGAUGUGUUUGAUUAUUUCCCGUGAAGUCUGGUUUCCCUUAUGGUCGGAUGUGACAUUGUCGGACGACCACUGUCACACUCCAUACUGUUUGUGGCCGGAAGUGGUAUUUCCCGGAAUUGUUCUUUUAAACAAUAUUUGCAGGUCUUUUGAAUUUUUUACGUGACCAUGCUUGACGGCAACUGUCAUGAUGCAUCAAUUUCAUUUUUUGUUAAUGGCCGGAGGUGUUUCCAGGUGCAUGUACACUUUAUUUUGUUUUUAUUUUUGUAAAGUACAUUAUUUCUCAGUGGGAUCUCCACAUUCUAAUACAUAAGGGAAUGUACUUGUUGGACGAAAGCCAACAAUAAUGUUUUUUCUUGAUUAAGUAAUUGUCAGACGAUAGCCGACAAGAAUGUUCUUUUUUAUUUUACUAAUUUGAUGGAAUUUUAAAUAUGCAAGAAACAUAUUGGUCACUAACCGCUAGAAUGCAGCGGUCUGUAUGUACCCCGCUUGGCAAAGGCACUCCUGUGCCUGCGGGAAGGGGGAAAUCAUAGUCCCAUUUGAGUCUCUGUCUUUUCUGCCUUGGGUGCGACUGUACGAUUACCAUGAUGGCGGCGGCCCAAGAGGAGAAAAGUGGGAGGAGUGUAGUGGGUACAAUAGUUUUUGUUUUAUUUUAGUUGUAUUUCCCUCCAGAUAAUGUCAAUAAAAUGAAUUUGUAACAUUAAAAGCAAUUAAAGGUAUUAUACUUGGACAAAAAUAAGAUUAUUUUUAUUCUUAUACUUUUAACCUUUUGCCACUUAGAUAUGUAUUUAACGCAUUCGUAGUCCCUUUGUUAAAAUUCUUGUAUAAUAUAACCAAGAUGAUUUUUAUUGUAGAUAAUGCAUUUCCAUGUGGGGGUGAGGACCUUCUCAUGUGUGCUGCAAAGCGGAUGUAUUUGUCGCAUUUAUGUUAUUUGUUAAAAUUGGUGAAAAUAGGUUGUAAGGUGGGUGCUCCUGUCCAUUCAUUGUGUAGACAAGAAAAGGACAGGAGUUACAGGACCUUGUUUUGAAAAAGAAGGCGAAUUUUUUGGCAGAUUUGUUUUUACACAAUUUUAGGCUUAUAUGCAUCAUCAAAUUAAAAGCAGUCACAGUGACUAUUGAUUUAAUUUAAUUAUUUGCACCAAGGCAUAACCAAUUGUGGGUUAUUGUUGGUUAUUAUUCUAAGAUUAUGAAAAAGGGGUUAUUGACAUUUAAUGGAGAUGAAUUAAUUUUAGUUGUGGUAUAUUGCAGACGUUGCGCAGAAAGAGAGGUCGGACGAAAGCUGGCCGGCAUGCAGACCUAACAUUGAGGUGUUAGGUCAAGGUGCUUACGCGAGGGGCACUAUUACUUCAUCGGUAGCUCCGGUACGAUUCCUUUGCUGUGUGGCGUCGUCCCAAAAGGAGAAAAGUGGGAGGAGUGUUGUGCCGGGACCCGGCCUACAAAACGCGCACAUACCUCGUGACUGGAAACCAGCGACAAAUCGAUAUAGUGCAUGCUGGGCAGCACGAGUUUGUACGGUCUCUUGUGCACGGGACGUUGAGGUGAGUAGAUGUGUUUAUGUGCCUAUGUCCCUAUGUGAGUAUUGUGUGUGAAAUAGUGAGCCUGCGUAUAGUUUAUAUUGUAUUAUAUGGUAUUGUAUUGUAUAUGUGUGUCGGUAACUGUGAGCCUGUAAUUGUGAACCUGUGCGUGUAACCCUGAGUACGUAAGUAGUUCCAGGGGGUUUAGCCUGUGUAUGUAAGCCAGUGUCUAGCUGUGAGCCUGUGUGUAUUGUAUUAUAUUGUAUUUUAUGUGCGUUCAACACGUAUUUACCUGGAAGGCCAUUCCCAGAAGAUAUAAGUGAGUCUGUGACUGUGUAUGUAAGCCGGUGACUGUGUGUUUAAGUACGUGUUUGCCUGGAAGUGUAUUCCAAGAAGUACAUGUAUAGUGCCAUUUCGUGACGUGGACGAGCCGACAAGUGUACCCGACGAGCCGACGAGUGCACCCGACGAGCCGACGAGUGUACCCGACGAGCCGACGCGUGAAGCCGACAAGUUCCCUCGAAGACGACGAGGACGAUUGGUGCCGUCCAGACGUGGAUUCCAGUCGAUGCCCAUACACCAAACGCAAAGCCUAUCCCAAGGCAAUGCCCCAUUUGCGUGGUAAAAGGCAACACGACUGUGUACCUCCGGGUAACAGACCACGUUCGCUGGGUGCAAGCGCUGACGGCAGACCCCAUGAAGCCGUUGAUGUCAGAGGCACGUGCUAAGACCGGUCGGAAAGUGAAGAAGACAAAGCCGAGGAAUUACUACUCUUGCUGGCUGUGCGACCGGUCGGUGAUUGACCGGCUGCGUCAUCUAGAACAGGAGCACAAAAUGGAGGCUGGGACAUUCAAUUUUGUUUACACAAGAGGGCCGUUUCCGGAAAGACGCGAAAACUUCAGGAAAGGUGACCAGCAGACUCGCCACUCAUGAUGACUCGGCAUAGGAGGAUGAGAAGGUGGAGGAUGAGGAGGAGGAGGAAGAGGACUUUUCAUUCCUAAUGCCGAAAUACUGCCUGAGCCUGGAACCCAAUGCAAGGGUGAUGCAUGGUCGGAGAAGCUGCAAUUUCAAUCGUUGACUCAUAUGUAGACUACAUGUUCCUGCGGAGCAGGCCAGGUGGGUUGGCAAACGAGUCGAAAACACAAGAGGUCAACAUGAAGAUCAACCGGUUCCUGGCCCUGUCUGGCUACUUGGAAGGAGUGGUGUUGAGUGACAUGCUGUUGUGGAUGGGCCAUAUGGAGGUCCACGACAGUUCCUCAACACCACUCACCAGCUGAAGACGGUGCGGAAUGCACUAACGGCAAUCAAGAACUUCCUGAAGUGGUGCGAGGGAAUGGUCUAGCGGACGCCCGCACAUUGAACAAUGCUUCCUGACCUCAACCUGCCUGGAUAAGAGCCGUCGCGAGGUUGUUCGGAGGGUAGAGGAGAGUGCGGCCAUCCUGACGGACGCAAACCUGGAGCGCCACUUCACUGAGAGUGAGCAUGUAGUGAAAACGAUCAAGGUGAUCCAGGAGCCCCCAGCUGGCACACCUGAAAGAUAUUCGGGGAAUAAUCAUUUAACUGAUAGCGCUCUAUAACGCCUCCUGAACUGGCAUGUGUACCUAGAGAUUGAGCUGGAGACAGUGAAGGUGCUGACCUCUGUGUGGAACACUUAGAAGCUGGCAAGUUUUCAUAUUGAAGGGUAUGGUUCCCAACCGCCCAUCACACACAGAAUGAAGCUUGUCGUCUUCCGCAGUAAAAACUGGGUGCUGGAAGAUGCUUACUGCUAUAUUGACUGCUUCCGAGCGCUUCCUGGACCUAAAAAUUAUCUCCCAGCAGCAACCUCCCCAAGGUGUGACGAGAGUCUUCAAGUGUUCCAGACGGCUGGUGAUGCAUUUCAAGAAAAGCCAUCAGAAUCUUGCAAUGAUCUGUAUACUUAAUAAAUGACAAAACAACAA
Messenger RNA from Dreissena polymorpha, 7954 nucleotides. RefSeq lists its product as uncharacterized. The transcript has 8 exons. NCBI's taxonomy places the organism in Eukaryota, Metazoa, Mollusca, Bivalvia, Myida, Dreissenidae. Bases 814 to 3333 code for a protein of 839 amino acids. The record is from RefSeq and is a predicted model, not a curated record.